Durio zibethinus is the source of this 899-nucleotide messenger RNA. RefSeq names its product arabinogalactan protein 19 (gene AGP19). The record is from RefSeq and is a predicted model, not a curated record. Gene Ontology annotation, cellular component: plasma membrane. NCBI's taxonomy places the organism in Eukaryota, Viridiplantae, Streptophyta, Magnoliopsida, Malvales, Malvaceae.
GAGGCCAACUCAAUAUUAGAAGAGACGUAACACUCAAAUGAACACUACGUUUCUCCCUCCGACAUUUUACCAACUUCCAAAACUCUCAUUCCUCUCUGUUUAUAUAUUACAGCCUAUUCUCCACUGCAAUUCCCAUCUCAAACAAUAUGGCUUCAAUGUCUUGGGCUCUCAUUCUAGCUUGUCUCAGCUUUCAACUGGCCAUUAUAAAUGCACAAGCACCAGCCGCCUCACCUUCCACUACCCCAACCACCACCACACCUCCACCUUCAACAUCGACACCUCCUCCUUCCACAACACCCCCACCUUCAACCACAACACCUCCACCUUCCACCACACCAACCGCACCAGCGCAGCCACCUGCAACUAUGCCCCCACCUGCAACAACCCCAGCGCCAAAAGUUGCACCAGCUACAAGCCCAACAGUCCCACCUCCUCAAAUUCCACCACCACAGCCGCCUCAAACUCCUCCAACCACAGCUCCAGUGCAACCACCAGCAGUUCCACCACCACUGGCAUCACCACCACCAGUAUCUCCAGCACCAGCCCAAGCACCAUCAGCACCGGCACCAGCAAAGUUGCCACCAGCAGCUGCACCCAUUAUUUUGCCACCAGCUCCAGCACCAGCUCCCAGCAAGCACAGGAGAAGGAGAAGGCACAGGCACAGGAGGCACCAUGCACCAGCUCCAGCACCAACAGUUCCAAGCCCUCCAGCACCGCCUACAGUACCAACUACAGAUGACACAACGCCAGCACCAUCACCAAGUCUCAAUUUGAAUGGAGGAGAUUCAUUGUUCCUAGCAGGAGGAAAGUCUUUGUGGGCAAGGACAGGAUUAACUAUUGCCAUUUUUAUCACUAUUACAGGCUAUAGUUUCUAGGAAUUUAUAAAAUGAGGCGUGAUU